AGAGGGCAGCGCCAAAAUUAAAGCUGGGGUCCUACCGGAGAUGCGCUAAAUUCCCCCAAAGAUAUUUCAUAUUUCGACAUUCCUAAAUUCGCGAUACCUAGCGGACGGAAACGCCCCUAGUUCCGCACUGUGAUGCCACGUUUUCAUCGCGCUGGAGCCAGUGCUUUUCGAGUGGAUCAGGCAGAAACAGCACGCUGCUCUACUGUUGAAGCACUGUUUCAAAAAUCCUUCUACGCACUGCUCUUCUUUUUCUUUUUUUCCUACCACCCUAUUUCCUUGGUCCAAGCUGUUGUAGGUAAUCGCAUCACCACCAGUCAGUCAGGUAUGGACCUGUUGUGACCUCCUUUAUAUCGCAUUCCUCCCGCCCUGUGAUCGCACAUCGGCCACCAUGAUGGACGAAGUGCCGCAUCCCAAGUCUAUCCUCCGCGGUCACAAAGCCCAGGUCCACGCUCUCGCUUUCGUACGUGGCAACGACAGACUGGCCAGUGGAGAUGCAGAAGGUUUUGUCGUUCUCUGGGACCUCACAAUCUUACGCCCAACGGCGGUAUGGAGACCCCAUGAGAAUGCUAUUUUGGGCAUCGAGGGUUGGGGAGACGACCGCAUCAUCACCCAUGGCCGGGAUCACAGGCUCGCCGUCUGGCAAUUGGGUCCCAAGGACGAGUCACAUCUUAGCAAGAAGCUCCCGCUCGAUGAGACGCCUGAACCAAGACCUCAGCCCUGGCUGCUACACCUCAUCGAGGUCAACACCAUGAACUUUUGCUCCUUCGCUUCAUGCGCUCCGCUGCCUGAGGGCGUGUCCGAGACUAGGAAUUUGCUGCUUGCUGUACCAAACACGUUGGCUUCGGAGUCGGUGGAUGUGUAUGAGUUACCCUCUAAAAAACGUCUUCACACCGUAAAAACCACGGAAAAGAACGGCAUGGUCAUGGCCCUAGCCCUCGUGUACGUCGACGGGGUCUCCUCGACGGGGCCAUCCGCCAAUAACCAGCUAACCCUCGUUGCCGGGUACGAGAAUGGCCUGGCGACGGUUAUGCAGUUCGCUGGCGGGACAUGGAACACCAUUUACUUAUCCCAAGUGCACAACCAACCCAUUCUUUCGCUGGCCGUCGCCCCGGACCAGGGCUGUUUUCUUACUUCAGGUGCGGACGCAGUGGUAGCCAAACACCCUAUCCCCGGCCCUAGCCCCGCUGUCGACGGGAAUCUCAUACAACAACCGUUGAAAAUACUGAACACCAAGCACUCAGGCCAACAGGGCCUACGCAUCCGCGACGACGGCCGCAUCUUUGCUACCGCGGGCUGGGACUCAACCAUUCGCGUAUAUUCGGCUAAGACUCUCAAGGAGGUAGCUACGCUAAAAUGGCACCAAGUCGGAUGUUACGCCGUUGCAUUGGCCGAUGUCAAGGCGGCUCCUCGGACUCAUGAGACCCGAGGCGCCUCGCGCGAUGUCAUCUCUCCUACGGGCCAAAUCAGUGUCAAGGACAGACGCAUACAACAGGCGCAGAGUGCUCACUGGCUGGCAGCUGGCAGCAAGGAUGGCAAAAUAUCCUUGUGGGAUAUCUUCUGAUAUAUCUCUCUUCCCAGUCAUGGUGCAUCUAGCGCGGAAUCUGGACGUGCGUGCCAUUUCUUUCACGGGAUUCACGGCUCACGCCACUGCAACUGGUCCUAUCAAUCCGGAAGACUCAGCCAGUGGCAGUGCGAUUAUGAACAGGCAUCAACCACCGCAUAUCGAACCACGCGU
Molecule: messenger RNA, 1735 nt
Organism: Colletotrichum navitas
Lineage: Eukaryota; Fungi; Ascomycota; Sordariomycetes; Glomerellales; Glomerellaceae
Product: WD domain-containing protein
Exons: 3
Coding region: 389-1561 (390 amino acids)
Molecular function (GO): protein binding
Source: RefSeq, a predicted model, not a curated record